AAACGAGGGAAGCAGACAGAUCAAGGCAGAGAAGAAAACUGUCUGCUUUAGCGUAAGCAACAUUCUCCAAGAUAGCAAUAAGAAAGCAGGUUUAGGUCUCCUUUGUAGACUGUUGAUGCAGCCCUGAAGAGGGGGAAUUUUGUCACACACAGAAAAUUUGCAAUGGGCACUGAGGAGAAAGAUUCAGAGCCUGCAGCUCAGCCACCAUCAAAGGAACAGAGAUCACCAGAGAAGGAAAAAGACUCUUCUGUUGAGCCUCAAACAUCUGAGCCCACUGAUGCCCUCAACACAUACAAAUGGCAUACCGGCUCCAAGGGAGCACUGAAUGAGGUGAAAGAAGAAAGAGAAGGGGGAGCAGCUUCGUCCACGUCUACGAUGGAUAGAAUUCAGAAGGCCUCCAGCAACAAAUGGAGCAGGGUUCAAAACUGGCGCAAGGCCCUGAGUGAGGACCCUGGAGACAAAACCAUAUCCAGCGGGAAAGGGGGAGAGGGCACCAAGCCUGAUAAAGGGUCUGGGGGAACCAGGAAGAACCCCUUCAGAAGGGCCCUGUCUGAGCCCCCAGGAUCACUUUUUGCAGCUCUGACACCUUCCUCCAGCUCUUCCAGUUCUGCCAAUGCAGCGUCAUCAUCCUCUGCAGCUGCUACAGGCGCCUCAGGGACUCCCUCCGCUGACCCUUCACAGAAAGGAGGUGGAGGGACACUCUUUAAAAAAUACCUGAUGAACGUGACCCAGAAGCUGAAGAGGCCCAGGCUGCAGAGUCGCAGCAGCACCCUGACUUCACUGCCAUUGGCAGAUUUGGAUGAGGUUGAUCCAACACCAGCUGUCCCCACUGAACUCCCAAGAUUACCAUGGACCCCUCCUCAGGAGGUCCCUCUAUGGGACAUCAGCAACUGUGUCCUUGGAGAUGGACAAAUUCUCAUCUCGCAAGAGGAUGAGCCGACGACGUGGAUCAGAAACCGUGUCAGCAGCUGUGUGUCCAACCUCAGCAUGCAGAACCUCGCAGAAAUCGACACAGAAUGUAGCCCCGAUCCUGCAAGCCUGGCAGGUGUUCCUCGGCCAAAGACCCAAGAUGGUGGUGUGAGGGCACUGAUCAAGCGACGUCUUGACAAAGCCAAAAGGAAUAGUACCACCCAGCUGGGCCCAGUGGGACUAAACAAAGGAAGCAGGCACUAUGGUUCCCGGGAGUCUGUGUCAAUUCCAGUGGGAAGUCUAGAUCUGAGCACCGACACCAGCACCGUCAUCAGGCCGGUCCACAGCUCCAUUUUAGGGGAAAAGUACUGCUUUGAGGUGAUAAACUCUGAGAACACCCACUGCUUUGGCUGCUCUUCGGCUGCUGAACGUGAUCGCUGGAUAGAAGACCUGAGACGAGCUGCCCAGCCCAACAAGGAUAACAUUGAGCGCACAGAGAACUCUCUGAGUCUGUGGGUCAAUGAGGCCAAAGAUCUGCCACCCAAACGGCGUUAUUACUGCGAGGUCCACCUGGAUGGAACCCUGUUCGCCCGCACCAGCAGCCGAGCUGUUGGGAAGCUGCCUAACCGCUCCAGCCAGGCAGGGGAUUGCUCCACUGGGUCUUCAGGAGGCCUGGGGUCUGGUGGAGCUGCAGCUGGAGGGUGUCAACUAUUUUGGGGGGAAUUCUUUGAGCUUGACAACCUGCCAGCUGUCUCUCAAAUUAGCCUGCACCUUUUCCGUGAGGACGACCCAAAGAAAAAGCGCCACUCCCGAGACGAUUCCAGUCUGCACCCAUUGGGCAGCGUUGCAAUUCCCAUAGCAGAUAUCCGAGGGAGGACCUUUCAGGAGAAGUGGUAUCCCAUCGCUCCAUACAAGGCUUCAGGCACAGCUGGGACCAAAGAGCUACUGGGACCGCAGGCUUCCCUCCGUAUCAAAGCCCGAUUCCAAAAUUUAAAAGUGCUGCCGAUGGAGAAAUACAAAGAGUUUGCAGAGUAUGUGACGGUGGAUUAUGUGGAAAUGUGCAGAAAGUUGGAACCACUUCUGAAUGUGAAGGAGAAAGAAGAGCUGGCAGGAGCUCUGGUCCAUGUUCUCCAGAGUAUCGGCAAAGCCAAGGAAUUUCUCAUUGAUUUGGGCAGCGCAGAGGUGGAACGACUUGGAGAGAAGGAAGCGUUGAUCUUCAGAGAGAACACACUGGCCACCAAAGCUAUAGAUGAAUAUAUGAAGCUUGUUGGACAGAAGUAUCUCAUUGACACACUAGGGGACUUCAUCACCCGGCUUUACGCUUCUGGUGAAAACUGUGAAGUUGACUCUCGUAAAUGUCCUGCCUCUGAUCUGUUAAACAAUCAAAAGCACCUGAUGGAAACCUGUGAGGAGGUGGUGCAGAAGAUUAUUGAGAUUCAUGGACCUUUUCCUGAAGAAUUAAACAAAAUCUUCUCCAGCUGGAUGGAGGUGUGUGAGGACCAGGGCAGAGCUGAAAUUGGGCAGCGUCUCAUCUCUGCUUCCCUCUUCCUUCGAUUCUUAUGCCCUGCCAUUCUCAGUCCAUCUCUUUUUGGUCUGACACAACCUUAUCCAGAGCCAAACACCCUGCGCACGCUUACCUUAACGGCUAAAGUCAUCCAGAAUCUGGCCAACUUCACCCUGUUUGGAGAGAAGGAGGAGUACAUGCUCUUUAUGAAUGAAUUCCUGCAACAGCAUUGGGAUGGAAUGAGGAGCUUUCUGCAAACAGUGUCCAAUCAAGACACUGAAAUUGCAAUGACGUCCUUCGAUGGCUAUGUUGAUCUGCCCCUGCGUUUAGCUGUGCUUCAUGGCCUGCUGGUGGACAUCAUCUACAAGAAGGACCAGGACACAGUGGACCAGCUGCACCCGCUACCUUCAAUCCUCAAUCAGAUUGCAGAGUCACUCGGCCCCGAUGCACCUCGGAUCAUUGUUAACAGCCAAACUGGACAAUCCAAACCAGUGUAUGUUCCUCCCAAAGACUUGGCAAAGUACAGCCCUCUGCAUUCCUCUCUCCAGAAGCUUCCCGUGGACUCCAAAGGCCUUAGAGAUGGAGAUGGGAGGACUCGCAGGAGCAUGAAAGAAAGGAAGCCGGUCACAAGAACUCAGAGUGCUCCACACAGACGGCCUGGUUACAAACAAGCUCUGAAGAGGCAGACGAGCUCUGAAGCUCUGCCAACACCCGACCAUGAACCUGACACCACCAACCAGCCACUCAUUUCUCCACCAAAUCCUAAUGUCAAUCUCAAGCGUCCACCUGCACCAGUUCCCUGGAUUAUAGUCAACAACAGGGAUUCGAGUGAGAUAAAGACAGAGGAUGAGCAGUUCAACUUACUGGACAGGCACGUUCAAGAGCUGUCAGAGCUCCGUCUGGGGAUAGAGCAGGUGACGGAGCGGGAGCUGGACAUGGCCAAGCGCCUGGAGGACUUCAUCAUCCAAAGCCAGGACCACAAUGCAAUGCUGCAGGCUGAGGUCCACGAGCUGCGAGAACUGCUGGCUGUGAGAGAAGAACAGCUGGCCAACGCCACCUUCAGGCUGGGUGUGAUUGAGGAAGAAAGGGAAGAAGAUGAAAGGAAGAUAACUGUUGCAGUUGCAGCAGCUGAAAGAGUGAAUGUACUGGAGGAGCAGUUUGCUGGUCUCAUGAGGGACCUUCAACAGCUGAAUGAGGCCUACAAGAGCAGCCAGAACAACAUACAACACCCUGAAAAGCCACUUAUCAACAGCAACUAAAUCUCAGCAGAGAAAACGGUUCAGCUUUACAUUGUUUUGUAUAAAUGGACAUAUAGAGCUUAUAGGUGUGAAACCAAAACAAUUUUCUAACAUUUUUACUUUUUUUAAUGCAUCAAAUGUGAUUUUCUGAUUAAAUAAAAACCACAAAGUGUG
Melanotaenia boesemani (Boeseman's rainbowfish) is the source of this 3825-nucleotide messenger RNA. RefSeq names its product RAS protein activator like 3 (gene rasal3). The coding region runs from base 163 to 3672 and encodes 1169 amino acids. Gene Ontology annotation, biological process: regulation of GTPase activity. NCBI's taxonomy places the organism in Eukaryota, Metazoa, Chordata, Actinopteri, Atheriniformes, Melanotaeniidae. The record is from RefSeq and is a predicted model, not a curated record. The transcript is spliced from 19 exons.